Chaetomium globosum CBS 148.51 is the source of this 4371-nucleotide messenger RNA. RefSeq lists its product as uncharacterized. The record is from RefSeq and is a predicted model, not a curated record. The transcript has 2 exons. Gene Ontology annotation, biological process: nucleoside metabolic process. Gene Ontology annotation, molecular function: catalytic activity; protein binding. Lineage: Eukaryota; Fungi; Ascomycota; Sordariomycetes; Sordariales; Chaetomiaceae. Bases 1 to 4371 code for a protein of 1456 amino acids.
AUGUCCCCCUCUUGUAGCCUCAUAUGCCGCAGGCAGAAAAAGAUCGAAACCUCUGACGCUGUUGCCGUUACUGCUCCGCCUACUCAUACCCCUCCACCGACACUUCAGAGUUUGUCCACUCCCAAUCGCUUGCCGCGCAGCCAGGUGGACAAGUCGACCUCAGUGUCCCCCCCGUCCGAGAUCCCCACUCAGCAAAAGCCAUGUAUCAAGAGGCUCGAUGGCGUCGAUGCAGAAACCCCCAUUCCUCAUCCGCGGCUUGUCGAGUCAGGGCUGUCCCCUAUCGUACCAUCUAGCGUGGUAUCGGCGCCCUCUGAGCCAGACCCGAUCCAUUCCCUCGUUCCAGAUGUCGCUCAGGAGCUACCGGACACGGCAUCGGCGAAACAGCUCAGCGCAAACGACUAUUCUGUGGGUUGGAUUUGCGCUGUGCCUGUCGAGUACGUCGCUGCGCAGGUGAUGCUUGACGAGGUGCACAAGCGUCCCGGAACCUUGGCGCGUAGCGAUGGCAACGACUACGUGUUUGGGAGAGUUGGCGAACACAAUGUCGUUGUUACCGUUCUCUCUAGCGGUGGGUAUGGAACUACCUCGGCGACCAAGGUGGCAGCAGACAUGCAAGCCAGUUUUCCCAGCGUCAAACACGGCCUCAUGGUCGGUAUCGGGGGCGCUGCGCCGACCCCGAAAAACGAUGUCCGGCUCGGGGAUAUCGUCGUUAGUGUCCCCGGAAAUGGCAGGCCUGGGGUUUUCCAGUACGACUACGGAAAAGACGUGCAGGGAUGGGAAUUUGAAACGACGGGCACUCUCAACCAGCCCCCGCGCAUCUUGCUAAACGCGGUGGCAGGGCUCCGGGCGGACCAUGACAGCGCCAGUGGCGGUCACCGGCUUGAAGACGCCGUCAACAAGGUCUUCGAAAAACGGCCGCACCUCCGCAAGAACUACCAGCGCCCGGGUCCGGAGGCAGAUCAUCUCUUCAAGUCUAGCGUCACCCACGCAACCAGUUGUGGCGUAGACCAGUGUUCGUACGGGAAUCCGGAGCAUCUCGAAGAGCGGAGCGAGCGAGCGCGCAAGGGCCGCUCGGAAAUACACUAUGGCCUCAUUGCCUCCGCAAAUCAGGUGAUGAAGAAUGCGCUAGUACGGGACCGGUGGGCAUCCAAAGGCGUCCUGUGUUUUGAGAUGGAGGCAGCGGGGCUGAUGAACGACUUCCCAUGUCUGGUUGUGCGUGGGCUAUGCGACUACUCGGACACGCACAAGAACAAGAUCUGGCAGGGGUACGCAGCAAUGGUGGCGGCCGCCUACGCGAAAGAUCUCCUCUACCGCCUCGCCCCUAUUCAGGGGCCGGUCAGCAAACAUAGCGAGGAUGAAGCCCGCGAGGCCCAUGAGAUCCUCGAGUGGAUCACGACCAUCAACUAUGGCCCCCAGCAAAGCGAUUUCCUUAGGAAGAGGGAGCCCGACACCGGUCAGUGGCUGUUGCAUUCAGAAGCGUACCGCAAAUGGGCGGAUACCAAGGGCCUUACGCUGUUCUGUCCAGGGGUCCCGGGAGCCGGCAAGACAAUCCUCACGGCGACCGUGAUCGACAAUCUGUGUGAGAGAUUCAAGUACGACUCGAGCGUCGGCAUCGCCUACCUUUACCUCAACUUCGAGCGCCGCGUCCAACAGACGCCCGAGAAGUUGCUCGCAAGCCUUGCGAAGCAAUUACUCCAGGGAUGGGUCCCACUCCCCGAGAGUUUGCAGAAGCUGUACAAGUCGCGCAAGGAUAAGUCAACUGACCCCUCGCCAACCGAGAUACUCGAGAUCCUAGAGAGCGCAGUUCGGCUACACGCGAGGACUUUCAUCGUGGUCGACGGGCUAGACGAGUGCGAGAAGACGGCGUUCGUAGCCAGGCUAUCGGAGAAGAUCUUCCAUUUCCAACAAGAGUCCGAACUUGGGAUCAGCUUCUUCGCAACCUCGCGGCCCAUUCCGGUCAUCGAAAAGCUGUUCAAUACCGACGUCUGUGUGAGGCAGAGAGUACUCGCUAGCAACCACGACAUUAUGAAGUUUGUCAACGGGCACAUGGACGAACUGGCGGGGUUCGUGAGCGAGAUGCCCGAUCUUCAGAGAGAGAUCGUGACCACAAUUAUAAACGCCUCGGGCGGAAUGUUCCUCUUAGCCGAGCUGUACCUAAGCUUUUUGGAAGACAAGACCACGCCCGCCGAAGUCCAAGAGACGCUGGGGCAGUUUCUAAACGAAGGCAACGCUCGUCUCGCAUCAUCCGAAGACGAGAAACGGGAGGUACUCAGCCGCGCAUACGACCAAGUCACGAGGAGGAUCAAGGGCCAGAAAAAGGGGCUGCAAAGGCUCGCCCGCCGGGUUCUGACGUGGGUCUUUCGUGCGAGACAGCCGCUGACCGAAGCGGCUCUCCGCCACGCGCUAGGCGUCCGGCCGGGCUCGAUGGUUCUCAGUGAGCAAAGCGUACCACGCUGCGAAGACAUCGUGUCCGUAUGCAUGGGGCUGGUGACUGUCGACGCCGCGAGUGGCACAAUACGGUUCAUCCACGCCACGGUGCGCGAAUAUUUUGAGCAACCGCCACCUAAUGCGUCUCAAACACUGAUUCUGGAUCCGAAUGAAGAGCCGACUAUCGCCGCAAUAUGUGUGUCAUAUUUGUCCUUUGCCGCCUUCUCCGAACCUCCCCCCACUGGCUUCCUGACCCUCGAGCGUCUUGGGGAAAGGUGUGAGGAGCACCCGUUAUACUCGUAUGCCGCCACAUACUGGGGCCACCAUGCGCGCGAGAGCCUCAGCUCUGGAAAGACGGAGGAGCUAAUCCUUGAUUUCCUCGACUGCGAGGAAAGUGUUGCGGCUGCGAGCCAGGUGCUUACGGCCACCAUGGGCCUCUUUGAGCUAGUGUCUGCCCGUAUCGAGAUAAAAUCAUCCGACCAGAGCAAGGGUGACGCACCUGAGAGACGUGAGGAAGACGGCGAAGCAUUGGAUACGGGGGAGGAGCCCGAGUUGAAAGUGGAGAUACGAGAAGUGAUGAUUCCCAUGCGGCUCAGCGCAGCGCACCUCAUUGCACACCUCGGGCUGGAGAGGCAGGUUUCGGCUUUCCUCAAACGCGGGCAGCUGAUGGACGACCGAGACUUCGCUGGAAUGUCACCGCUCGCCUGGGCCGCUCGGGGAGGGCACAAAGCCGUCGUUGACCUGCUGCUGGCGAGCCAUGGAGUGGAUGCGGAGGCGGCGGACAAGGAAGGACGGACACCAUUGUUGUGGGCAAUGUGGUUUGGCAGGGAGGCAGUGGUCGAGCGUCUGCUGGUUUCUGGGAGAGUCAGUCUGGAAACGUCCCUACCGGCGAAGCCGGUCCUCUCCGUUUCACUGACGGACGCCCUCGUGGAUCAUGUCUAUGCGGAGAACGAGUUCUUCUUUAGGCUGAUGAGAAGGGAGCGGGACACCACGUUUCAUCUGACUCAGCUCGCUUGGGCGGCAUUCAUCGGACGCCGAGCAUUGAUACAGGCCGUAUUAACUGCGAUGAAUCAAAGCAAGGGGUCGGAGCAUGGGGGCCCUGCCGUCCUUAAUGCUCGGGAUCCAAAGUACGGUCGCACCCCUCUUUGGUGGGCCGUGAGGCACGGACAUCGAGAAGCCGCUCAGCUCCUGCUGGAAACAGACGGCGUUGAUCCGGAUGCCAGGGACAGCCGGCUCCAGAGCCCGCUGGCGAGAGCGGCGGUCAACGGACGGGUGCACCUCGCCGAGCUACUAUUGCACACAGGGGGGUACCGCGUCGACGUGAACUCCAAGGACAAGUACGGACUGACGCCCCUCGGUUUGGCAGCGUCGUACGGGCACGAGCCAAUCGUGCGGCUGUUACUUGCCCAGCCAGGAAUUGAGCUGAAUUCUCGGGAGGAGGGCGGGCCGGCGCCGCUACUAAAAGCAGCUGAGAACGGCCGCACGGGAACUGUCGAGAUUAUGCUGGCACAAGAUGAAAUAGACUUGAACCCGAGAGACGGAGACGGCCGUACGCCCUUGCUAGUCGCAGCUGCGCAUGGGCACAUCGGAGUUGUGAGGCUGCUUCUGGCGACGGAAGGGGUGGAACGCGACGUUACAGACAACAUGGGGCGUACUGCGCUGCAGUCAGCCGUUGAUAACGGUUAUCAGAAAGUGGUAGAACUUCUUUCUCCGGGUAAAUCACCCGAGAUCGAGUCGAGACACACGGGCGAUCCAAAACAAGCUCUCCGGAUUCAUCAUCUCGACGAGCCCGACGCUAGAAGGGGAUAUCUGCCAGCACCCGGUCCCCGGUAUGAAAGGAAUGUACAACCGGAGGUCAUGCUAUUGAGACUUGGGAGUGCAGAAUCCAUCGAGCCCGUUGUCAUGGCUGGUUCUAAACGUGGUCUCUGCUGUUGCCGCAUUUUGUAG